UUUGAGGCUCAACAAAUUAUGAUAAGAAAUGCCCGCAAAGCUGAAGCAGCUAGAGCACGCUAUCAAAAGAUGUCGCCAGAGCAGCGAAAGGAGUACAAUAUGCGUCGAGCACAAGCGAAAAAAUUGAGAGCCAUGAGUCGUGAGAAUCGAGGUCUUGGAAACUCGAAUUGUUCGCAGGUUUCCGGUGAAAUGGGUGAUUCUUCCGGUAUGAGCUCUUCAUUUGAAGCUGGCAAUACAAUGUCUUUGCUUGAUUCCAGCGAAAUGUCUUCUGCAAUGGAACAUCUUAAUAAUAAUUCACAGAUGUCUCAUUCUGCGGAUGAUAUUUUUGAACAAAUGGAACGAGAGGUGAUCAAGAGGACAAAACAAGCGCACAUGGCUUUGGCUCGCCAACAGCAACAAUCACAAACAGCGAAUCGUUUCUCCUCUUCGGUGGAACAGCACAUGAUCGAUGGAGAUACUGUUCUCAUCACGAAUGAUGGUCAUAUAGUUGACGACAAGUGCUUUGUGCAGCCAUCGCAACUAAUUGACGAAAAGGCGCUUCAUGAUAUGUUGCUUACUGGUUUGGAUGCUAAUGGGCAACCCGUAGAAUUGCGGACAGUUGAUGGAACGUUGAUUAGAGGCGAAGAGCAAUUGCGGGCUAUAACAAACGGCCAGCCUUUCCUCAUACAUCCACAACCAUUGCCUAUUUCAAGUGUUGACGAACAAGGGAAGGCGUUAACGUUUGCAAAUGCCCAGGAUCAAAUAGAACUUGCUCCUUCCUCGUCUUCUAUGGUUUUGGAGCCGUCAAAUGCUCUCUAUGCUUCGCAUGAAAUUGUCAUUGACGACAUGGUGAGUAACUCUUUUUCGUUUAUAUCAUCUUCUUUGACAAAAAAGGAAACAAAACGUCAAAUAUAA
Strongylus vulgaris is the source of this 894-nucleotide messenger RNA. The record is from the annotation of a GenBank genome assembly. NCBI's taxonomy places the organism in Eukaryota, Metazoa, Nematoda, Chromadorea, Rhabditida, Strongylidae.